AUGAAGAUUGACAAAGAGAUCAAAUCAUUGAAGAAACAACUCCGUGAUCUCCAGAAGAAACUAGAAACAAUCCAGGAGAGUCUGAACGCGAAGUCGCUGCCGAAGGUCGAUACGAUAGCUAACAAGAAUCCAAAGAAAAGACUAGAAGAUAGGAAGACACCAGCGGAACGUACCUCCUUGUCCGACCAGACUACAAAUUUGAAGACAACAAAAUCGGAAAAACAAUCGGAUAGUGAUCCUAAAGCUAAGAGGAAGAUGAAUGCGACCAGCUCCAGAAACAAUCAGCCGAUCGCAAGCAUCACCAAAUCGAACCAGAAACCUUCUAGACUGAUUACGACCUCGCACACACAAGACCGCAGGACCCUUCGCAGCCGAUCAUUUAAGGUCAUGCGACAUCUUAUCAACAUGGUUGACGACUCGCAAGCUGAGACCUUCCUACCUAAAAGCCAAGAAAGUUCCCCUAACCGACGAGAAUCUAGUAGUGAGCCUGUACGAUCUAAAACGGAGACCAAGAUCAAAAACCGAAGCUCGGAAGUAGCAAAGCCCCCUGAUGAAUCAAUUGAACUAUAUCGCUACCGAUCAAUUCCGAAGUACACCAAGAUCUAUAGAAGCAAAAGCAAGCCUGAAGGUUUCAAACAAUUAGCAGAAAACAACAACAUCUCCGUCAAAGAUAUCAUCCAGCUCUACAUCCCCAAAGUCCCAACUCCCAAUAAAAAAGAACUCUACUACUACUCAGGCUAUGCUACCAAACAUCACAACAACUAUUCAGUACCUGAUUUAUCAAUUGUCCCAUGCAAGAUAAGGAAGAAAUUACAAGAUCCCUCAUUUGCUUGGAUGAAAAAUAGAUGGUGUUUGCUGAGUAGACCAGAACCCUGA
This is a messenger RNA of Puccinia graminis f. sp. tritici CRL 75-36-700-3, 876 nucleotides long. RefSeq lists its product as uncharacterized. The transcript has a single exon. NCBI's taxonomy places the organism in Eukaryota, Fungi, Basidiomycota, Pucciniomycetes, Pucciniales, Pucciniaceae. The record is from RefSeq and is a predicted model, not a curated record. The coding region runs from base 1 to 876 and encodes 291 amino acids.